Messenger RNA from Gadus chalcogrammus (walleye pollock), 1800 nucleotides. It is a transcript of the gene slc5a1, whose product is annotated as solute carrier family 5 member 1. Gene Ontology annotation, molecular function: D-glucose:sodium symporter activity. Gene Ontology annotation, cellular component: plasma membrane. The record is from RefSeq and is a predicted model, not a curated record. The transcript has 15 exons. Bases 25 to 1800 code for a protein of 591 amino acids. NCBI's taxonomy places the organism in Eukaryota, Metazoa, Chordata, Actinopteri, Gadiformes, Gadidae. Gene Ontology annotation, biological process: sodium ion transport; transmembrane transport.
CCGUGUCACCACUCUGGAGACAAAAUGAGUGCUGAUUAUUUUGGAUUCUCCUGGUUGCGCAGCGAUCAUCAGCAGAGAAGUAAAAAUGAUGUGGUUCUCAACAAUGCAGCGGAUAUAUCCGUUAUCGUGAUUUACUUUUUGGUUGUUCUCGCAGUGGGAGUAUGGGCUAUGGUUCGAACCAACCGAUCCACAGUGGGUGGAUUCUUCCUGGCUGGACGCAGCAUGGUGUGGUGGCCGAUUGGAGCAUCCCUUUUUGCUAGCAAUAUCGGCAGCGGCCAUUUUGUUGGCAUCGCCGGUACAGCUGCUGCGGGAGGGAUAGCCAUCGGUGGAUUUGAAUGGAAUGCGCUUGUCGUGGUGGUCAUUUUAGGAUGGCUCUUCGUUCCUAUCUAUAUCAAAGCCGGGGUGGUGACCAUGCCAGAGUAUUUGAAGAAAAGGUUUGGAGGCCAGCGCAUUCGUGUCUACCUCUCUGUGCUGUCCCUCUUCCUGUAUGUCUUCACCAAGAUCUCUGCAGACAUGUUCUCAGGGGCUAUCUUCAUCAACCUAGCAUUGGGACUCAACAUCUACCUGGCUGUCAUAUGUCUUCUACUGAUAACUGCUCUGUACACAGUCACAGGGGGCCUGGCCGCAGUCAUCUACACAGACACCCUACAGACCAUCAUCAUGGUGGUGGGAUCCUUCAUUCUCAUGGGCUUCGCAUUUAACGAGGUGGGGACCUACGACGACUUUCAGAGGCUCUACAUGCAGGCCGUGCCCAACAUCACCGGUAAUAUCAGCGCGGAGUGCUACGAGCCCCACGCCGACUCCUUCCACAUCUUCAGGGACGCCGUCACAGGAAACCCGCCAUGGCCAGGCCUGAUAUUUGGACUGACCAUCCAGGCCGUCUGGUACUGGUGCACGGAUCAGGUGAUUGUCCAGCGCUGCCUCUCGGCCAAGAACCUGUCCCACGUGAAGGCGGGCUGUAUCCUGUGUGGCUACCUGAAGCUCCUGCCCAUGUUCCUCAUGGUGUUCCCCGGCAUGAUCAGCAGGAUCCUCUACCCCAACGAGAUUGCGUGCGUGGAUCCCGAUGAAUGCCUGAAGUUCUGUGACGCCAGCGUGGGCUGCACCAACAUCGCCUACCCCAAGCUGGUGGUGGACCUCAUGCCCAACGGUCUGAGGGGUCUCAUGCUGUCGGUGAUGCUGGCGUCCCUGAUGAGCUCGCUGACCUCCAUCUUCAACAGUGCCAGCACCCUGUUCACCAUGGACAUCUACACCAAGUUCCGCCGCACCGCCUCUGAGAAGGAGCUCAUGCUCGCUGGCAGGGUGUUCAUGCUGGCCCUCAUUGGCGUGAGCAUCGCCUGGAUCCCCAUCGUCCAAUCGGCGCAGAGCGGCCAGCUGUUUGACUACAUCCAGUCCGUCACCAGCUACCUGACCCCGCCCAUCGCCGCCGUCUUCAUUCUCGCCGUCUUCUACAAGCGUGUCAACGAAACGGGUGCGUUCUAUGGCCUAAUGAUCGGCCUGGCCAUCGGCCUCUCCCGGAUGAUCGCCGAGUUCGCCUUCGGGACGGGAACCUGCGCCCAGCCCAGCGACUGUCCCGAAAUCAUCUGUGGCGUGCACUACCUCUACUUCUCCAUCAUCCUCUUUGUCAUCUCCUGCAUCCUCAUCGUGGGAAUCUCCCUGGCAACCAAGCCUAUCGACGACAAACACUUGUACCGGUUGUGCUGGAGUCUCAGAGACCGCACGGAGGAGCGGAUCGACCUGGAGGAAGAAGACUGGGUCGACAACCAGGACUCGGCCUCCAUGGAUGUGGAAGGGAAACAGUGA